Suillus subalutaceus is the source of this 630-nucleotide messenger RNA. RefSeq lists its product as uncharacterized. The transcript is spliced from 5 exons. The record is from RefSeq and is a predicted model, not a curated record. NCBI's taxonomy places the organism in Eukaryota, Fungi, Basidiomycota, Agaricomycetes, Boletales, Suillaceae. Bases 228 to 485 code for a protein of 85 amino acids.
UGACAACAAUUAAUAUUGUAUUUUGCUUUUUGGUUAAGGAAGCAACACAUAGCAUGACACAGGAAGGCCUCUUCGGACGCUCAAUCUCGGUCCAUUUACUUGCCGGAUGUCACUCUCUCCCGUCUCUGCCAUGUCGCCAGCUUUCUAGUAUAAAAAAGUCGAGGGAAUGACAAUGAUCCUCCCAACAUUCUUUGCUGACUUCCUUUGACCUCUUCGAAAUAUUGACAAUGCCAAACGCAGAACAGAACAGACUGGGGUUGAAUAACCUCUUGCAACAACGAUAUGGCACAAGUGCUGCUACUCACUUGCGAUGGGAAAGUGUCAGAAAUGGCACUGAUCAUAAUCCUACUUGGACUUUCGUUAUUUAUAUUGAUGAUAUUGAAUACGGACGGGGUUCUGGCAGCGACAAGGGGUCUGCGAAGGAGAGUGCUGCAGGAGUUGCCCUUAUGCAGCUUCGAAGGCAGUGGGCUCAUCUGUUACUCUAGUUCCGUACUACAAAUACAUCAUCGUCUUCUUGGUUUCACGGUUCUUUAGAUAGUGCACUCCAUCCAACUUACCCCAGCUUACCCUCUUGUAAUUUUGACCGUAGAGCAAGAGGCACCCUGUUAUGUAUUCAAAGUUUUAUGUAUC